Aspergillus welwitschiae is the source of this 1164-nucleotide messenger RNA. RefSeq names its product alpha-hydroxy acid oxidase. The record is from RefSeq and is a predicted model, not a curated record. Lineage: Eukaryota; Fungi; Ascomycota; Eurotiomycetes; Eurotiales; Aspergillaceae. The transcript has 7 exons. The coding region runs from base 1 to 1164 and encodes 387 amino acids. Gene Ontology annotation, molecular function: oxidoreductase activity; FMN binding.
AUGGCCAACCGUCCCAAAGAACACGACACCAAAGUCCUCACCAUCGCCGAUCUGGCUAUCGAGGCCCAGAAAAGACUUCCUCCAGUCACUACUUUAACGAAGGCGCCGGCGACCUCAUCACGUACUCAUUCCCAUAACUCACCGCAAUUCCAUACCCAUACUAACAGACUACUACUUAGUCUAAAAGACAACGAAGCAGCCUACAACCGAUACAAACUCCUCCCCCGCGUUCUCCGCGACGUGGAUGCCCUCGACACCAGCACCACCAUCUUCGGCAAGAAAGUGAAAUUCCCUCUGGGCUUUGCCCCCGCCGCCGCACACAAGCUCGCCCAUGCAGAUGGCGAAGUGGGCACGUCCCGUGCGGCUGCAGCGCACGAUAUCCCCAUGUGUUUGUCCUCGUGGGCAACAACAGGCAUUGACGAUGUGAUUGCCCAGGGGACGGGGAAUCCGUAUGCCAUGCAGGUGUCCUUUUUCAAGGAUAUAGAGAUUACGAGGAGAAUCAUUCAGAAAGCUGAGAAGGCCGGUUACAAAGCACUAUUCGUGAGCGUGGAUCUCCCCGUGCUAGGGAACAGAUUGAACGAGUCUCGGAAUAACUUCAAUUUCCCGAGUGAUAUGCGGUUUCCGGUGUUGGCGGAGGGAAUUGAUGAGAUGGGGUUGAAGGACUCGUAUGAGCGUGGCUAUGAUGGCACUAUUCGCUGGGACAAGACAAUUGCCUGGCUACGACAGAACACGAAGCUCGAAAUCUGGCUUAAGGGCGUCUACUCCCCCGAAGACAUUCAGCUAGCCAUCGAUCACAAAAUCGACGGCGUCAUCAUCUCCAACCACGGUGGUCGCCAACUCGACGGUGUCCCCGCCACGCUGGAUGCUUUGCGCAUCUGCGCGCCCGUGGCAAAAGGGAAGAUUCCCCUGGCAGUGGACGGUGGAAUCAGACGGGGAGCAGACGUGUUCAAGGCGAUUGCGCUGGGAGCGUCGAUGUGUUUUGUGGGGAGGAUUCCGAUCUGGGGAUUGGCGUAUAACGGCGAGAAAGGCGUCGAUCUAGCGGUCAAGAUCCUCUACGAUGAGUUCUGUCGCACAAUGAAGCUGGCUGGAUGCCGAACUAUAGCAGAUAUCACGCCGGAGCAUUUGGCGAUUUUGGAGACAAAUGGGCUAUUGGCGAAGCUAUAA